GUCCCAAUUCUUCAACGCCCGAUAGGUAGUUUUCUUACGCUCCCCGAGCUGUUAAAGGUUAAAUUACGUCGUGGGCGUAACGGCUCCUUGUAAUGGCGACCGUGCCGUAGAUGUGCCUAGGUUUGUGAAAAUGAAGCGAAGAAGAAGUUAUUUCUUUUAAGUAAAACGCCGAGGUUCCCCGGUGGAGGACUUUGCGUCUAUAGCCAGCGUCUUUAUAAGCGGUAUACUUAGCUGUACUUUUGAACUUUUUGUGCCCCCGAAAUGAUGAAGCUCAAGUCAAACCAAACCCGGACGUACGACGGGGACGGCUACAAGAAGCGGGCCGCCUGUCUGUGCUUCAGGAGCGAGACCGAGGAGGAGGUGCUGCUGGUGAGCAGUAGUAGACAUCCUGACAAAUGGAUAGUUCCUGGAGGGGGAAUGGAGCCGGAGGAAGAACCCAAUGUUGCUGCAGCUCGGGAAGUGUGUGAAGAGGCCGGUGUGAAGGGGACUUUAGGCCGCUUAAUCGGAGUAUUUGAGAACCAAGAGAGGAAACACAGAACCUACGUCUAUGUUCUUAUUGUAACAGAGGUGCUGGAGGACUGGGAGGACUCGGUCAACAUUGGGAGAAAAAGGGAAUGGUUUAAAAUAGACGAUGCCAUACAAGUGUUGCAGUGUCACAAGCCUGUGCAGGCCACCUACUUUGAGGCUCUCCAGGAGAGUUGCCUGACCAGUAACGGAACACCUUUGGUGACCACGAUAGGUGGAGACCUCUCACCUACCUACAGCAUCAAUCAGAGCUCCGUUUCGGGUAUCAGAUAACUAAAAGCGUAACUCUGACACCCCCAGGAGCUUUCGCCACCACUUGCGCUCUUACUUGUGUCAUUUCUCUUCUUUUCUUUUCUUCUCUUCUCUUCUUCUCUUCUUUUUUUUGUCUCAAUAACAUGGUUUGCCUUGCCAACCCCUUUGUGCCAGAACUGUGGCACAGACUUGAUGACAAGUGUUGGGUGAAUUGUCUGAAACACUUUGUACAUGUAAAUGUAAUUUUGAACCCCUCUUCUUUUUUUUUUCUUUUUUUUCUUAUUACUGACAACUGCAUGAAAUGUCCCCUUGCUCCUUUCAUUCUCUUUCCUUAAUGCGCCCUUAGCGUGGUGUUUAUUGAAUGCAAGAACUACUUUUUACUGUUGUAAUGUAAAAGUGUAUACGUAGUGCUUAAGCUGAAGGCUUUUGGUGGUCUUUUUAAUGUCUCCUCCAUUUUUUUUUUUGUUAUUUUUCUGUGAAUGAAUGUGCCCAUUAGUGUAGUCCCUCCCCUGUUUAUAAGGAUAGGAAAUGUUGUCUGUAUCUGAAUGAACAGAAUUGUGAGAAGUGACUUGUCUUGCAUGAGCACUGUUAUGUUGUGUCACAAUCGCUCAAGUGACCUGAUGCUGACUGUGCAACAGACUUGUGGUAAGGUCUUUGGAUUCUCUUCAUUUUGCUCCCUAUCGUGGUUGUUGAUGUCUCUUUUUUAUCAGAAGGAUAUGGCCCCUCAGUAGUCAUCCAAUUUCAAGUGUAAAGUGUGAUCUCUCUUAUUUGGGAACCUAGCCAAGCACUACAGGUUUCACUCUAAAACAGAGCAUAUAUACUGUACAGGGAGUGAAGGAAUGUCAACAUACAAUGUAAAAUGAAGCACCCUUCUCCUUAGUGUCUUUACCUCCUUUUAAUCCCUUUUUGUUUUUCUUUUUUAAAAUGCUUUCUUGUGACUGACUACAAAGUCUUCCUCCAUAUACUGAGAGGGUAGAAGUAGUAGAUUUCAAAAUCAUGGACUUGUAAUUUCAAAAUGCAACACAUAUCACUUAAGUUAUUAAAACCCAUUUCCUUAUUUUACUCCUCACAUUCAGUUUGGUUAAAAGCAAUUGUUUACAUUGUGUUCGUAACAUAGCACAGGUGACUUUAGUGGGCACUUUUUCAUUAUCGUCUUUUUUUUUUUUUUUUUAAACCCUUCUUUCUUUAGUAUUUAAUCUGCAUCCCCAAAAACACUCAAAACACCUGCUUGACAUUGAAAGUAAUUGAAUCUAUAAUGCUGUCUUUGGCAAGAUGCAGAACAAACAAGCCUUGUACAGUUUGAGACCUCGUUUUUAACAUGUAAAAUGCUUUUGGAUACUAGUUUUUGGGGUUUUUUUUGUUUGUUUUGUUUUGUUCUUCUCUCUAACGUCUGGCAAAAGUCUCUUUAGCCGAGCUGCAUCACUUGGCCUCUGUGGCGUGAGGCAGCUGGCUCAAUACUGUGAAACUGGAGGCGCUGUAGAUAGCAUGUAAGAGGUUUUUAUUGUAAAUUGUUUAUUUCUGUAUAGAUCAAAGGUGAGAGUACAAAUGACAAAACACAUCUUACACAUCUGUGAGUGCUACACAUCAUUUCAACUGAGGCUGGAAGAACUGAUUGAACUUAUGGAGUUGGUUUUGGAGCUGUCUGGAACUUUCUCUUGAGAUAGUACAGAGUACAUCUGAGGCUAAAGAACAAGGAGUGUGUCUGUGAUUGUGGGUGAGAGCAAAGAGCCUAUUUAUAAUCGAAUAUUCUCAGAAUCCUUCAUCUUUUUUUAAGACCAAAACAAAUUUGUACCAGUAAGGGACUUCUGUUUUUUUGUUUUGUUUUCCCCUUAUCUUUGGCCAAGCUAUAAAAUGAAGUACAACUGAAGUCUGAAUUUCCAAACCGCUAUUUAGUUUAGCCUAAAGUCUUUUUCAAGCUAGAAGCUGGUCCACCAUUUUCAGUGUCUUUCCCUUUAGAGAGUUUCUUUCAGUGGUCUUCCUUAAAAGCUCAAAUGUCAUACUAUGAGUUUCUGCCUAUUGUUAAACAUGCAAAAACUGGUCUCCACCAAACCCUGAGGGAAAUAUCUGGCUCUUUUUAGCUGCUAAAUGCUCCACUGUGUUCACCAGCUAAUCACAAUUUCUUUUCUAACAUUUCAUGCUAGGAAGGUAGCAUACAAUUGGUUUGUGUAGCUUUUUCACUGAAAACAGCUGCCCGCUGUGAGAGAGCAGUGCUAGUGAAACAAAACAAUAAAAAUUGGCGUGUAAAAUCAUAACAGUGAGUGAUAAUUCUCAAUGCAUUCAUCAAUACAAACAACCCCUUUCAUAUUCAGGUAGUCAUAUGAACCAGUGCUAAGUGAUGGUAAACUUUGAGCACCUGAUCAUUUUGAUAAAGAGAAAACUAGUUCCGAUGAGGUUUUGAUCAUGUGUUUUUGGCUAAUAUUCAUGGGAGUUGUCACUUUUGAUUGCAAACAAAAUAAAAAUAAUUUUAUCUCGGUAAAAAUGAAGAGGUGCUCAAGGUUUACCGUCCAGUAAAGUUCUACCUGCCUACUUAACCUUGAAUAUGGGCAGAAAACUCCAGUAUCAUGAUUUAAAAACUGAUGAAAAUACCCUUCAUGGUAAAUUACACUGAGACCUGAAAGCUAGUGAAACAAACGCUAACCUAGAAAAAAGGUGGGAAGGCUCUUUAGUGAAAGCAGUGGCUAUCACUUGGUGGUGACUUGUCUUUCUUUCUCUCUUCUCCCAUUCGCCAUCAAAGGGGAUUUCACUGUCCCAGCAACCUGAGCUUUACACAACCUCCUCAUAGUGGCCUGUGAUAAUCCAGGAAUUCAAACGUCUAUACUGAAUGACAGAAUAGGUGAAAGGAGUCGAAAGUCUCCUCCACAACAAUUUGAGACUUUGAACUGGUUUUACUGCUGUGUAUCAGAAAGAUGUGGUGGCCAAAGUCUUGCUUUAUGAUGCCCUACCUGGCACUUCCUGAGAGAUUCUGUGUUAACUAGAGCUUUUAGUCUUCAUCUAAAUGUGCAAUUAGACGGUAAAGGGAUUAAGCUGUAUAUGGCGGAAAAACAAAACUCGACCCUGGGUACUUGGCAAUGAUUUAAUUCACUCUACAUGGUUUGAUGUGGUUGACCGAUACUGUCAAAAUGAAUGUGAGGAGGAUUUCCAAAAGUAACAGCCAGUGACUUAAUAAUUAACGACCACUUGUUCUUUAUCCAUAUUUUGUUCUGUUUUUUCUUUAAUCAGUUAAGAUAAUGUCUUGCAUAUAGCUAACAAAGCACCCUUACAGCCAGAGGACGCACUUUGGCUUUGGUCAAUAAGGAUCAGUGUUUUUUUUUUUUUUUUUUUUAAUAACUCCCUUGUAACUCAAAAUCCAGGCUCUGUCUUCGAUUGGGUAAUUUAGACUGAAGUUCAGGUGGGAAUUUAUGAAAUAAAUAUCUCCACAUAAAUGGAGUUCUCUCUUUCUUCCUAGAGAUUUCUGCUGUUGUAAUUGGCUCUUUUGUACCAGGUUUAAGCUUCCGAACUUGGGCAAAACGGGGGAUUUAUUAGUGAAAGUACAACUGGAGCUUCAGAUAAAGUCCCUUCUUUUAAUUUACCAAAGCUGAUGGUUUAAAUAGGUAUUGCCAUGUGAAUUAGCUGGCCCCAUCUAGUGGCCAAAGCAAGAAAUAUCAAGAGCACAUCACUUAACAGCUGAGGAUUGUAACAUUCAGUUUCCUUUAGCAUGAUGGUCAGGCCAUUUUAUCAAAUGAAUGACUUUAAAAUAUAUAUAUAAAUUGACUUAAAAGGAUUGCCCCCAAAAUACUUAGAUUGAUUAACAAAACUAAACACAUGUGCACUUGUUGCCAUUGACCUCAGCCUUGAAGUUACAUACUCGUAACUGUAUUCUCCCAAGGUGUACGUGUCACUGGAAUUUUCCUUUUCCUCUCUUUUGUCAUUUGGGAGUGUGGAAUAAAACCAGUGCGAGAAGACUGAAGAUUGUAAUAUAAAUGUGCCAACAAAUAAACACCAGUAUUUCACAUU
This is a messenger RNA of Xiphias gladius (swordfish), 4770 nucleotides long. RefSeq names its product nudix (nucleoside diphosphate linked moiety X)-type motif 3b (gene nudt3b). Gene Ontology annotation, cellular component: cytoplasm; nucleus. Gene Ontology annotation, biological process: diadenosine pentaphosphate catabolic process; adenosine 5'-(hexahydrogen pentaphosphate) catabolic process; diphosphoinositol polyphosphate metabolic process. The coding region runs from base 262 to 798 and encodes 178 amino acids. Gene Ontology annotation, molecular function: bis(5'-adenosyl)-pentaphosphatase activity; endopolyphosphatase activity; bis(5'-adenosyl)-hexaphosphatase activity. The transcript is spliced from 5 exons. The record is from RefSeq and is a predicted model, not a curated record. Lineage: Eukaryota; Metazoa; Chordata; Actinopteri; Istiophoriformes; Xiphiidae.